GAGGGAGGUGCGGGGCGAAGACCCGUUAAUUAAGAGCGACAGUGGCGAAUGAUCCAGGAUGGAAGACUAGUUAGUCAUCCGACUGCCUCGAGUAAUCCAUAAUGGACCCCAAUUCCCUUAGGGUAGGGGUUCGGGGGCUGAAAAACCCAAACGGGUUAGGGUUUGGGGUUUCGGGCUGUCAGGUCAUGUCCGUACCGUAUUGUAUUGUACUGUCUCGUAUCGGGCCAACACCCCCCGAGCGGGAUAUCCGACCGGCACAGACCGUCCGUAGUAAGUAUACAUACAUACUUACAACAUCAUACCUUACUUAACCCUCCCUCCCCCUCAGCCCUACUUGAGCUUCUUUCUGGAUGCCCCGUCGUCUCCUCGCCAGAGCAGAGAGAAGAACCAG
Aspergillus heteromorphus CBS 117.55 is the source of this 391-nucleotide messenger RNA. RefSeq lists its product as uncharacterized. The transcript has a single exon. NCBI's taxonomy places the organism in Eukaryota, Fungi, Ascomycota, Eurotiomycetes, Eurotiales, Aspergillaceae. The record is from RefSeq and is a predicted model, not a curated record. The coding region runs from base 102 to 311 and encodes 69 amino acids.